Trypanosoma grayi is the source of this 642-nucleotide messenger RNA. Its product is annotated as putative pterin-4-alpha-carbinolamine dehydratase. The record is from RefSeq and is a predicted model, not a curated record. The annotation marks the transcript as partial. NCBI's taxonomy places the organism in Eukaryota, Euglenozoa, Kinetoplastea, Trypanosomatida, Trypanosomatidae. The transcript has a single exon.
AUGAAGUCGAGAGUGCUGCCGCACAUCUGCACCCACCCGCUGUCGGCGGAUCUGGGCGACCGGCAGAGCAGCCUGCUGCCCGGCCAGGUGCGCACGCCGCAGUUCCCGUUGCACUCGCCCCUCACUGACUGGGCCGCCACCAGCAGCCUGUGGGAGGAGGACAACGGCAGGAAUAACAACAGGAACAACAACAAUGACAUUGGGGAGCGCGAGGACAGUCAGUACCCCCCGUCCGUCACGACGCCGCUGGGGGUGUAUGCGAAGAGCGAGGUGUGGUGCACGGGUGGCAGCGCAGCCGCACCGCUGGCGGUGCCGUCCUUUACGGAUGCACAUGCGAAGCCACGCACCACCAUCAUCGUCACAGAAGCUAAAUCCCCACUACCACAGCAACUUCAACAGCACCAACAACUGGAAGCUGCAGCAGUGGCAGCAACCACAACGCUAGCGACGUCCAUGAUGGUCGGCGAUGUCGGCACGGAUGUGAGCAGUGCCACUCGGGGCGGCCCUCCUGUGUCAGCGGAGCCCCACGUGGAGGCGACAGAGGACGAGGCGGUGGUGCCCGUAGCGGGUGAGCUGCCGGUGCCGACGCCCACCAACGUAUCGACGCCGUCCCCCACGCCGAGCGGCACGUACACCGCGAGC